Messenger RNA from Myxozyma melibiosi, 1151 nucleotides. Its product is annotated as putative methyltransferase-domain-containing protein. The transcript has a single exon. Bases 54 to 1151 code for a protein of 365 amino acids. Lineage: Eukaryota; Fungi; Ascomycota; Lipomycetes; Lipomycetales; Lipomycetaceae. The record is from RefSeq and is a predicted model, not a curated record.
AUUGUUUCUCGUGUUUGAUGCUGCUGCUGUUGUUGAAAUAGGUCAAAUAUGCGAUGACAAGCACCAGCAGCUCGUCUUCUUUGCCUUCGGGGACGUCAACUCCGCUCUCGUCAGUGGUCUCGUUGCCACUUUCGCUUCCGUCGCGCGUAUUCUCUCCUCCAGCAGCUACUCAUGCUCUCGACCUUCCAGCUAUAAGGCAGAAGCCGUCCACAGAGGAUCUUGUGGGGGUACUUAGCGCAUAUGCUCCGAAAGUUGGCUCGAACUUUAUCCAACAGGAAGUCAUCACGCCUACCGGAUUUCUUGACUGGCUCACAAGACUGGUGGGGUCUGGUUUAGACUGGUUACCGAACGACGACGACCGCGAUAUCGUGCUUGACCUUGCGUCGAAGCGGAUUUCGGAGCAGUGCGGGCGUGCUGCUGCUCCGAGCAUGACUCGUGAGUUUAAGGUCGGUGGACUGAGUCGAUCAAUUAUGCUUACGGAGCCCAGUUUGACGGCAGACUCGCUGGGACUCAAGACUUGGGGUAGUUCGCUUUUGCUCGCUCAGAGAGUCGCUGAUGGACGGCUGAUGACGGCGCUUGGUGACAUGAAGAAGCGGGUACUGGAACUUGGUUCGGGGACGGGCUUGGUGGGCAUCACUUUUGCCGCGUUGGGGUACUCUGUGCUUCUUACAGACCUGCCCGGAGUAGUGGCUAAUCUGAGCAAUAAUCUGCAGUCGAAUGAGCAGCUGUUUUUAGAUGAAGAAGGUGGGGAUGACUGGGAUUAUGCAGUGGAAGAGAUCGACUGGACGCGUCCUGAAGACUCAAAGGCGUAUAAACGACGCGAGAGGUUUACUACCGUCGUGGUUUCGGAUCCAGUGUACGAGGUUGGUCAGCAGGUUAUUUUGGUGAACGCGCUGCGCAAUUUCCUAGACUUUGACGAUGCAGAUGCAACAGUCAUCGUGCAGCUGCCACUACGAGACAAGUUUAGCGACGUGCGAUCGCUCCUGUACAGUCUUCUUGCUGAGGAACUUGGGCUGGUGCCUGUUGUUGUUGAGAAGGAGGCAGGCGUCGAUGAUUUUGGACAAGGCAUGUAUUUAUACAGUGUUUGGCGGCUUAGACAAGCCGUAGAGACCAAAGGUCUUAAAUCAAUAGACUAUAGAGAAAUAGAAUGA